This is a messenger RNA of Drechmeria coniospora, 1419 nucleotides long. RefSeq names its product 26S proteasome regulatory subunit-like protein. Gene Ontology annotation, cellular component: nucleus. NCBI's taxonomy places the organism in Eukaryota, Fungi, Ascomycota, Sordariomycetes, Hypocreales, Ophiocordycipitaceae. Gene Ontology annotation, biological process: regulation of transcription by RNA polymerase II. The transcript has a single exon. The coding region runs from base 1 to 1419 and encodes 472 amino acids. The record is from RefSeq and is a predicted model, not a curated record.
AUGUACACUGGCUACCACACUUUGAAUGGAGUCAUAUCUGAGAUGGCCUAUCCUAUCGGAGCAUCGGAUUUGCGCAGGAGACCGCGCACCGACGGGGAUCUGCUGAAUGCCUCGGGUUGUGUUGGCCCCAGAAUUUGCUCCCAUCCUGCCUUGGUGGGGACUUCAAUUGCCGGCGAUGGUUCCGCUGAAUCUGCCGAAGGAGACGCUGGUGGGUCGGGUGAGCAUGCUGUUAGUGGAAGCAGAGGCAGGUGCCCCCCAUGUCCUCCACUGCUUGUGCACACAGCAAGCUCAUUGAUAUCUUCAGACUAUAACAGCAUACCCAAGCUCAAUAGGACGAUGACCGACAUAUACGGCGACGAACUAUAUAGCCCCAACUUCACUAUCACAUCAACAUGCCAAUCACAGCCAUAUAAUGACUCAUCAGUGAGCAACAAUGUCUUUAGUCAACGCAUCAACGCCGCCAACACCCAUCACCUGAGCGUAGCCCGCUCGCCCUCAUUCAGAACGCGGUCGCCAUUUCGCGCAGGGUCCCCGUUCGCCGCUUCAUCAACCCAUAGCAACUUCCCAGUCGACACGAACGAAGGAUCACCGGGGCAGGUGGCACCCGACGAUACCCCGCGUCCUCAAGCUAUUGAACCAGGAACUCCAGAAACGAUUUCACCCCGGGAUGCCAUUUUGGAAUUCAGCGACCCCGAGGGCGAUGAAGAAGAUCCCCCGCUAUUUUCGCAGAGCGUGGAGCUGGGUUCGAAUGCCAUAGUGAACGAGGCCAUGGAGUCUGUACAUUCUCAUUUUCAUCCAACCCAGAAUGUUGCCAGUAUUCCCACCUCGGCAGCAUUUUUACCCACGCAGAACUUAGUCCGCACUGGUGUGCCUCGACAAGACCAGUUCAUUUCCGACACAGGAGAAAGCCAGAGAGCGCCGUUUCCACUUGAUUCGUCAGGGUCGAGCUCGACAGGAUCAAGAGUUGACACGCCAUCGUAUAGCCCCCGGCUAGCGAGUAUGAGGAUUGGCGGCGGUACCUACACAUGCACUUAUCAUGGCUGCGCACUCAGGUUCGAAACUCCCUCGUUACUGCAGAAGCACAAACGGGAAGGUCACCGGCAAAUACAAGGCCUGAUUUCCCCGCGAGAAGUCCCUGGCAUGGUUACGACGCUUCACAACACGCAGGCUGGGCCACAUCGCUGUGACCGAAUUAAUCCAUGUACUGGAAAACCUUGUUCCACAUUAUUCUCACGACCGUAUGACCUUACGAGACAUGAGGAUACGAUACAUAACCUGCGGAAACAAAAGGUUCGUUGCGACUUGUGUAAGGAAGACAAAACGUUCAGCCGCGCCGAUGCUCUGACAAGGCACUACCGUGUGUGUCAUCCUGAUAUUGAGUUGUUUGGGAAACGUCGCUAUGGAGGCGGAGUUGGCUAG